CCUCCACUAUGGCGCGAUACCGACGCCAUCUGGCUAACGGAGCAGCAAAUACAUAUAUGACGUGGUUCAUCGUGUUAGUGAUUAACGCUGAAACCAAGUUAAUUGCUCCGCGCCUAACUUCUGCCAUGCUAUUGCCCAAAUCUCUCCUCUUGGCCGUGGCAUUUAUCACCGCCACCGUGGCACGAUCGACUACCAGCAACGGGAGCUAUGUGGGCCCCGAAAAUGGCCAUCUGGUCAUAGUCGGCGGAAACCUGCAGUCCGACAGUAUCUGGCAGAAGAUCAUAGAGCUCGCAGGAGGACCCGACGCGCCGCUCGUGGUGAUUCCCACGGCAGGUGGGGAGCCAACCUACAACGAGUCACUACCGAGCGCCGCCUCCCUGCGCAGUAACGGCGCUCGCAACGUCACGGUGUUGCACACCUAUGAUCCGGCAGUUGCGGACACGGAGGAGUUCGUCGCCCCGCUCAGGGGGGCGGGGGGCGUCUUCUUCGACGGUGGCCGGCAGUGGCGCCUCGUGGACGCGUACGCCGGAACCGCGACGGAGGGCGCGAUCCAGGCCGUCCUGGACCGCGGGGGUGUCGUAUCGGGCUCGUCCGCCGGUGCCAGCAUCCAGGGCUCCUUUCUGGCGCGCGGUGAUACCGCCAACAACCAGGUCAUGGUCGGCGACCACACCGUCGGGUUCGGGUACCUGAAGAAUGCGGCCAUCGACCAGCACGUCCUGGUCCGGAACCGGCACUUCGACAUGUUCGAUAUUCUAAGGGCCUACCCCGGGUUGCUGGGCAUAGGAAUCGAUGAGAACACUGCCCUCGUCGUUCAUCAGAACGAGGCAGCGGUGUUGGAGGGCACGUACGUUCUGGUGUAUGAUAGUGGGUUCUGGUCGAGGGAGGAGCUGAGCGAACUGAAAAACCUUCCGCCGCCGGAGGAUCGGUUCUACUUCCUUCGACCGGGCGACAAGUAUGACUUGGGAUUAAGAAAGGUUAUUGUUGAGAGCGAAACAGAACUGUGAGAAAGAGAGGAAGAAAAGGGUACGCCAUGCCUAGUUCUCCACUUCUCGAGCUCAGUUGGCGAAAACACAAUAAGCUGUUCCUCCGCAGCAUCAACUGCUCCAUUGCUCUUUUGCAGGGGAGCUACUAAAUUGUGUAGUGCAACACAGAAAUGUUUCUCAAAUGUCUGAGAGUAUCUGCAUUGCGGCAGGGAGCAUUUUGGGGUUUGUUGUGAGAUGAAUGUGACGUUGGUAGAUGGUUUAUGAAAUGACAUGCUGGCUUUACGCGUCAACCGGGAGAAUCUUGAGCAUCAGGUCGUAUAAUUCGGUGCACCACACUAUCCUAUCCACUGGUGCACUCGCAGAAAAACAUGUCGCAAAAUCUACCAAGGCUUGAGUGCAUUAGGCGACCAAGGAUUAUUGAUAGCGAACAAACACAAUGGGUAGUGUAGUGUACACUAUUAGUGGAAACGAAAGCAGCUGAUU
This is a messenger RNA of Truncatella angustata, 1466 nucleotides long. RefSeq lists its product as uncharacterized. The record is from RefSeq and is a predicted model, not a curated record. Gene Ontology annotation, biological process: proteolysis. Gene Ontology annotation, molecular function: serine-type peptidase activity. The transcript has a single exon. Bases 9 to 1004 code for a protein of 331 amino acids. NCBI's taxonomy places the organism in Eukaryota, Fungi, Ascomycota, Sordariomycetes, Amphisphaeriales, Sporocadaceae.